GCCUGUUUCCUCAUUUCUCAGGGAGGCUUGUUCGUGUUCUCUCCCUGUCUGUCUGUCUGUCUGUCUGUCUCUGAGGACAGUCAAAAUGUUUGUCUUUUCAUUGUUUUCGGCAUCCACCUGGACUCUGUUGGCUCUCUUUUUCGCCCUGCUAUUACUGUAUGGCAUUUGGCCAUAUAGGUUUUUUACAAAACUGGGAAUACCUGGACCAACACCUCUGCCUUUCGCUGGAACAUUUCUUUACUUCAAGAAUGGAAUGAUUUCUUUUGACCGGGAGUGCCAACUCAAGUACGGAGAUGUCUGGGGGUUGUUUGAUGGACGAACCCCAAAUUUAGUGGUGGCGGACCCCGAGAUGGUCAAAACGGUGAUGGUGAAGGAGUGCUACUCUGCGUUUACCAACCGCAGGGAUAACAUGAUUUCAGGACCUAUGGACGAUGCAAUCACUGUGGUUAAAGAUGAAAGAUGGAAAAGAAUUCGGAGCACUUUAUCACCAUGCUUCACCAGUGGAAGGCUGAAACAGGUGUUUCCCGUCAUUGCUCGCUAUGCAGACCGACUUAUUGAAAAACUUGGACAGACAAAUUUGAGUGAACCCGUCGAUGUCAAACAAUUUGUGGGACCUUACAGUUUGGAUGUUGUGACCAGUGCCUCUUUCAGUAUUCAGGCAGACUCCAUAAACAAUCCUGACGACCCGAUUGUUGUACAUAUGAAGAAGGUUCUUAACUUCAGUCUUGGGUUCAUAAUUUUCAUACUGAUUUUUCCCUUUGGUGACCGUCUGAUGAAACUCCUGAAAAUUGACUUCAUGCCCAGAGACAGUAUUGAUUUUUUCUACAACAUCAUCAAGAAAUUUAAAGACCAGCACCAUGCAGAUGAAUCUAUUCGUGGAGACUUCCUGCAGGUGAUGCUUCAGAAUGAGAUACCGGAAUCGGAGAUAAAGAGUGAACAAGAUCAGCCAAGUAAAGGUUUGACUGAGCACGAGAUUCUUUCCCAGGCCUUCAUUUUCAUCUUUGGCGGCUUUGAUACCACCAGUACCACUCUCACUUUCGCCCUUUACAAUCUGGCCAUCAACCCUGAGGCGCUGCAGACCUUGCAUGAAGAAAUCGAUGCCAAACUCCCAAGAGAUGCUCCCAUCACAUACGAGGCUCUGAUGGGUCUAGAGUACCUGGACCAGGUUCUUAAUGAGUCUCAGCGUGUGUUGCCCACUGCCCCUCGGCUUGAGAGGAAGUGCAAAAAAACUAUCCAGAUCCACGGCCUCACCAUCCCUGAAGGAACCAUGAUUAAUAUUCCUGUGCAUUUGUUGCACAAGGACCCGCGCUACUGGAGCUCACCCGAGCUUUUCAAACCAGAGAGGUUCAGCAAAGUCAGUGGCGAGGAUGUGAACCCGUACGCCUACAUGCCGUUUGGGCUCGGCCCUCGUAACUGCAUCGGGAUGCGUUACGCCAUCCUCACCAUGAAGAUGGUCCUCGUCCGUCUCCUGCAGAAUUACACUGUGGAAACAUGCAAAGACACCAUGAUUCCGCUGAAGUUAGACUGGAAGUCUCAGCCACUCAAGCCCAUAAAACUCAACUUUGUUCCCAGAAAACAACAGUAGUCCAAGAGAGGCAUCGACAAAUAUACCCUGAGUCUGUAUCAAUCUUAUCAAGCACAAUAUUUGACAGUUGUUAUAACACGUGCUAUCUCCACACUGGAUAACAUUUAAAGUUUGUACUGCAACUGUUUACUUCGAAAUUAUCUUACCUUAUCUGUUUACUCUGGCAAUGUUGAUAAAAUUGAGUUUGUUUUAUUCACUUCUCAGCAGUUUUAUUAAUCAAAUGUGUCAUCCUUACUUUGAUGUUUGCAAAGCAUGAAUCCAUAUAACGCUUCUUAUAUUUCAGUGGCACAGCACAAAUCUUUACUUGAUUGUUUAAAGUUUCUCUUUUUUUAUGCUGUUUUUAUUUUAAGUUUCUUGCACCAUGACAGUGUGAAAGAAAAGGCCAGAACAUGAAAGAUUUUGAUGUCAAAACCUUGUUAUUUGACUGUAUGAGCGUCAUAUUCAACCAAAAUUACAACCAGGUCAGAAGCUGCUGCUCAGUGACAUACAAAUACAAAGGUGGUACCAUUUUGUCACGCUGCUCUCGGUAAGAAAAUGUUCUGUAUUCUGGAGGAUAUUAACUUGGACAUGAACAUUACUUAUUGAGAUAAAGAAAAUUGCCUUUUUUUAAAAUAAUAAAAUAAAAUGAUGCUGCUUAGUGUACAAAUGAAGCGUUAUCUAAAUAAACAUGUGAUCAGUAAUGACCAUUGCAGCCAGGUUCAAAAUUCUUCCUCAUGAGGCCGUGCAGCCGCUUCCAGAAGCACGUUGACAUACUGGUCAACUGUUGUUCCUGGUUUUUUAUUUUCACAACCUCAUUUUGACAUCUUGACCUUUACCACACUUCAGCUUGUAAAUCACUUUUGUCUGAUUAAGCUCUUUAUUUGAUUUUGUAACUUCCUCUUUGAUAACUUCCAUUAUAACUUCAUUGUAAUCAUGACAAUUAUUAAACAUCUGAUUAUUAAUAAAAUAUGCUAACAGCAGAGCUCUCACAUAUUUCUUAACCACUUCUUACGAGCAAGGUAUGGUGUCCUUUCACUUGCUGAUGGUAUGAGGCCAGUGUGUAGAGACCUCAGCUAUUUUAACAACAUAUUAGAUUCUUUUACUGUGGGAAUCUUUGGAUGUCUCUAUUAAUCACUCCAUAAAUCUGAAAAUCCUGUCAGACAUUUAAAAGAUAGAUUUUUUCACCAUUUUUAUAAAUGAAAUGUUAAAAAUUGAGACUUUGAGUGAUACAUGAACAUAUCCCUCUGUAAAACCCCUUGAAACUUAAUAAAUCUUUUUUUUGUGUA
This is a messenger RNA of Acanthopagrus latus (yellowfin seabream), 2850 nucleotides long. Its product is annotated as cytochrome P450 3A27-like. The coding region runs from base 86 to 1585 and encodes 499 amino acids. NCBI's taxonomy places the organism in Eukaryota, Metazoa, Chordata, Actinopteri, Spariformes, Sparidae. The transcript has 13 exons. Gene Ontology annotation, molecular function: iron ion binding; heme binding; steroid hydroxylase activity. The record is from RefSeq and is a predicted model, not a curated record.